Moneuplotes crassus is the source of this 350-nucleotide messenger RNA. The record is from the annotation of a GenBank genome assembly. Lineage: Eukaryota; Ciliophora; Spirotrichea; Euplotida; Euplotidae.
AUAAUAACACAAAUGGAGAUUGAUUUACUGAACUACGAUCCAAUUGAGGAAGAAUCAAAGAACAAGUUAAAGAGAUUCGUCCAGACCCCAAAUUCCUACUUCAUGGAUGUCAAAUGCCCAAAUUGUGGAGCCAUCAAUGUUGUUUUCUCCCACGCCCAGACCAUCGUCGUUUGUGCUGAAUGUAGCGAAGUCCUCUGCACCCCAACCGGUGGUAAGGCAAAGCUUGUUCCAAAGAGCGCUUAUAAGAGAAAAGGAGACUAAAUAGAGUGUUAUUCCUAAUAAUGGUAUCGAACUAUUUGUCUAUAAAUAAACAAUUUGAGGGAAAGCCAACUCAUUGUAUUGACUCGACA